CAAGAGUGGUCGCGGUUUUUGAACAGUCUCCUCUGUGAACUGAACUGAAAGUGGUCGCCGUUCCGCGUGCGUGCAGACUUCGUCAAGAUGGUCAAACUGGUUAUGCUAAUCGGCGGUGGAUUGGUUUGGACGGUGCUGAUAUCGGCCGUGCUUGGACACGCACCGUGGAAUCGAACCUUUGGGUCGAGCGAAUCUGGCAAAGAGCAAAUUUGGGAGCAUCGAAAUCGAAAUUUCUCCCAGUACCGUCCGGGAGCGGGGAGUCACCAGAAAGAUCACAAACACCAGCAUGGACCGUGGAGUUGGAAUGAAUACAGACCGCAUCAUCGUCCAUCACCGUUUAAUCUGGAAGAAAACACAACCGUUGUGUGGCCAAACCUUGACCAAGGUUCCGAGACUACAACGUCGAAAUUUGUCCCCCUAAUCAACAUGCGACCAGCUUUGGGCAGUUCAUCGAUAUCUCAAAGUUCUCCAGUUCAAAAUUUAGCAACUGAACAAGCAACCACUCAGCGACCAAUCCUCACCCAGGAAGUGUCCCUUCAAGCGGUAAACGCCACUUCUGGCAGCACUGCCGGAUCGACGACGACAACCCCAAAGCCAUCGAUCCAGCACAAUAGUGACGAUGAUUACGACUGGUCCGCGUUGGGGUUGGAGGCGGAUGAAGCAGUUCAAAACCGGAUGUCUGGGACAAAAUCUACCAUCGAGCGAAAACUGUGCAGAAAAUGUAGGCAAAGGUUUCAAAAAAAAUUCGGAUAAAACUUGGUGCUAUUAAUUUUGGAUAAAACGAUUCU
Molecule: messenger RNA, 788 nt
Organism: Culex pipiens pallens (northern house mosquito)
Lineage: Eukaryota; Metazoa; Arthropoda; Insecta; Diptera; Culicidae
Exons: 5
Coding region: 88-753 (221 amino acids)
Source: RefSeq, a predicted model, not a curated record